UGACGUCGCCGCGUUCCUGCUGGCCCCGCCCACCUCCCUCAGUCUCAGCGCCUCCUUAAUUGGACGCCAGUGACAUCAUCAACCCUAUUUACCUUAUUAGGUCACGCAUGAAAUUGACUGACAGGUGGCUCCUCCUCCUCUCAUCCCUCCCACUAUCGCGCCGGUCGCCUGGAUUGCAGCGCGGGUCCAGUCUGCUGCUGCUGGAGGAGCAAACCUGGCAACCUGGCAGCUUGUACGGAGAACCGAUUGGCAAUCUGGCAAUGCGGAAAUAGAUCUGGCACCCCACCGGAGCCCCGGACUGAGGAGAGGAGAGGAGAGGCGUGACGGAGCGAGCACAGAGAGAGAGAGGAGAGAGGGGAUAUUGCAUUAUUGACAAAGAUAAAAUAUAAUAAUCAACUCUUUCUUUUUGCUAUUUUUUCUUUUUUUUUUAUAAAUUAAAGUGCUCAGGUGCGCUCAUCUGGGGUUUUUUUUGUUUUUCCAACCUGACAAGUCUGAGAAGAAGAAGGAAAAGAAGUGCGUUUUUUAAUUUGGAUUCCCGGACUUCUUUUUACUGACUUUUUUUCCUUGUUGUUGUUUUUUUUUUUGCAUCAAGCAUGGAUGUGUUGGCGAAUUACAGUAUUUUCCAGGAACUCCAACUCGUUCAUGACACUGGGUAUUUCUCUGCGAUGCCUUCCCUGGAGGAGAACUGGCAGCAGACAUGUCUAGAGUUGGAGCGAUACCUGCAGACGGAGCCCAAGCGACUCUCGGAGCUCUUUGACGAGGAGCUGGACUGUCUCUUAACGCCUACCUUCAUGCAAGGUGGAGACAGUGACGAGGACCUGAUGGACCCCCUCCUCCCCAGCCUCCCCGACCAGCCGAGCCCGCCUCCACUACUGGUAACUCUCCCCAAGGUCCAGGCCAAAAUCCUCCAGGUGCCCAAGACCCAGGCAGAGGUCGGGACCGAAACUCUCACGCCAAAGGACCAAGUCCUGGCAGGAGUCAGCGCCGCACAGCUCAGCGCCGCCGUUACAUCCCUAACGCCGCCAUCGUCACCGGAGCUCGGCCGCCACCUCAUCAAAUCCACACAAACACUGACCGCGACGGCAGACGGCACGCUAACGCUCAAAUUUGUGGCGAAGAAGGUCGGGUUGGGGGCGGCCAAACUGGUGGCGGCGCGAGCGUUACCGUCGCCGCCGGGCCGAGGAGGAGCCCUCAGCGACGGCGAGCAGGGAGGAGGAGGAAGUCUGGGAGGAGAAGUACCAGAGAACAAAAAGAGAGUCCACCGAUGCCAGUUUAAUGGCUGCAGGAAGGUUUACACCAAGAGCUCCCAUCUGAAGGCACAUCAGAGGACUCACACAGGUGAGAAGCCCUAUAAGUGCUCAUGGGAGGGCUGCGAAUGGCGUUUUGCCCGCAGUGACGAGUUGACGCGACACUACCGCAAACACACCGGAGCGAAGCCAUUCAAGUGCAACCACUGCGAGAGGUGUUUCUCUCGGUCGGACCACCUGGCCCUGCACAUGAAGAGGCACAUCUGAGGGCAAAAAGAAAAGGAGUGGGAGAGGGGAAGAAGCAGGAGGAGAAAAGAGGAGGAGGAGAGAUAGGAGGAGAGAGGGAUGGGCAGUCGAGCUACCAACCGCCCGCCUCGUUCACCCCGUCCAUAAACCAGUCGGCGGCCAUGACGCCUGCAGGGCAGCGCAUCCAUCUGAGGGGUCCAUGAAGAUCAAACGGACUGACGGCCCUCUCACUGGACGCGGGGAUUGGAGGAAAACGAGGAGUAGCUAGAUUGUUGUUUUUCUUUAAAAUUACACAUUCACACACUUGCAAUAGUGAACACUCAACACAACCGUCUUUGAAUGCAUCAUCCCGGUGAACCCCGGCUGCUCUCACGCGGCUCUGGGGGCUUGGACACUGCCAAACCAACAUAUACUACUUAACUUGCUUGAUUAAACAUAACGCCGCCUUUUUUUCUUUCUCUGUAAUCAGUGUGUUUAAACCAUUAAGUCACUGUAGGUGAGGAGAUAGCUCAGUGGUGAAACUUUAAAUAUCCAUAUAGUCAGUUGUUAGUGCUUUACCGGCUUUUGAAAUCACAUACUCAACUUUUUUCAUAGUUUUUUAAUGUUUCUCAUACACGGAACAUAGGAAACCAUCAUCUGCCGCAGUCAGCUUCAGUAAUCUAUGUGAAGAAAACGACAACAAACAACAAAUCUGCAGGAGAGAGACUGUACGGAUUGACUUCCAGCAUAGCUGACAAUCGUACCCAGGGCUCAGACGCCGGGUGUUCUCGGUGCACCCAUGGGACCUCGGGGUCAGCGAGUGCUGCUGCAGCUCUCAGGCUCUCCUCCAGUGGGUGUUUGCAUCUCUCACCUUCACUGAGACGCCUGCCGCCUCCGCAGGCCAUCUGACAGAAAUGCGCAGCGACACUUUCUUCCCUUUUUUUCUACUUAGAGGACGAUAAUUCUUCUUAUUGUUGUUAUUACAAAGAAAUGACACUUUGUUCUUUUCUCUCUUGGAGAAAAAUGUCUUAAAACUCACUGAAUUGUGUUUGAGGAAAAAAACGAACUGAAAAUCUAAGAUGACUUCAACAGAAUGUGUGGGAUGAGAAGGAGAGCGUUGUUGGUCUUUUAAUCCCCAUGUGCACCGGCUCUGCUUCUGCAGUCUGUACGCAACCAGUGGAUGAACAACAAAAAAAAAAAAAAACAGAAUCAUACCAACUCUUAAGAAAAAGGGAUUUGUAUUUUUUUGGACUAAAAUAAAAGCAGAGUAGAGAGGUCUUCAGUUUUUUUGUGCUGCUCUUUCUGCCCUGCGAUUCACUCUAGCUGAAAAACAAAACCUUUGCGUGACCCUUUGUGGUCUCGCACUCUACCGGAAUCAGGCGGAGGACUCGCUAAAGAAUGGAAACCUGUUUUGUUUUUUUUCUUCUUUCUUUCUUUGCUUUUUGUUGAUUCUGAGUCAUCCAGGAGCUCUUUCACAGACUCUGAGAUCUCAUCUCGCCGGCAGCACUGCAGGGCAUGAACGGAAGCUGAGGAGCUGCUUUUGUGGUUACUCGCGUGGGACUUAAGACGCCAACCGACCUUUGUGUGGUGGUGCCGAACAGACACGGUCAUGUCGGCCCGGUCAAAUUUGCCUGUUUCGUAUCCAUUGACUGCACUGACUUUUUUUUUCAAUGUUAUCUGUGCUUUUUUUUCUACAGCGAAAAAAGGAACACAAAGAAAAAAAAAUUCAUAAAAAGACUUGAAAAAAAUACGACACAAAAAACUAUUCUGUCUCGCGCUACACAUUGUAUACAGAACAAGAACACAUUCUCCGUCAGCACACAGACUUCCACUGCAGUUUCUUUGCUCACGGCCUCUCUUGAGAUAAGACUAAUAAGAUUUAGGAAAAUAAUUAUUAAACUAAUGAACAGAGUUGGAAAACAAAACACUGCAUGGCAGGCUUUAUUGCAAACACACACACACACAUGCACCAGCUCAUGUACACACACACACACACACGCACACUCUUCCUGGAAUUAUAUGUUCUGCUCCCAGAUCUUUUUUCACAGUAGGAAUUUAGCAACUGUUGUUUAGUAGAAGAGUAUCUUAGCUCUCAGCUGGAGGUAACAAACGAUUCCAAAUCCUUUGAAGUGAGAAAUCAGCUUGUUCUCAGUUCCAACAAUCACCCACAUAUCCCUCGCUACAGUUUGUGCCUCUCAUUUAAUCAGCGUUUUUACUUCAGAGACUCUGGUUACAAUUGAGGCUAUAAACCACUGUUUUCAUCAAAAAUAAAUAGAAUAAAAGCAGGUUUUUUUAGCAAAACAUUUGAAAACAUGUCGAUAAUCCUCAAAGACCUUUCUAUCCUGCCUCUCGUGUACAGUGAAUUUGAAUGUCUUGACUGAAAAAUCUGGGAAAUCAGUUUUCCAAAUGCUGAAAGUCCUGAAAAAGAAGGCUAAAUUGGCUGAAACAUUGGGGAAAAUCAGGUUUCAUAGGCAAACUGUCGUUGGGAUCACAAGCUCAUCCAACCUUUUCAUGUUUGAUAUUCCCAUACCAUAUGUUUUGUUGUUGGAGGAUUGAGUCUCGUUUCAACACCAGCAUUUAUGUUGAUGAUAUUUUGCACAGAAUUCAAUUAAUUUGAACAGAAUCGUCACAGUGAGAGAAUUAACUCGUGGUAGCAAAGUAAAUCUCAGAAUUUAAAGGGGAACUACGCCCAUUUUCAAAAUUCAUAUAUGUUAUUCCUAUGGUCUAAGACAGUCCCAAAAAUAUAAGUAAACAUGAACAACUCUCUCCCAAAUCCAAAAACUAGGGCACUAAAACUCAGCAGUUCCAGACGUUAUACCCGAUGACAUCACAAGCAUGAGUUUUAGCACUCUAAUUUUUGGAUUUGGGAGAGAGUUGUUCGUGUUUAUCAAUAUUUUUUGGACUGUCUUAGACCAUAGGAAUAACAUGUAUGAAUUUUGAGAAAUGGGCGUAGAUCCCCUUUAACUUUGGCAAACUAAUUUGCAUAAUAAAGAGGUAAAUAAAUACAUGUUAAUGCCAAAGGCCUGUGGGAUGAUUUCAAGCAGCUGUUUGCUAGCUUGCUGGCUAGUAAUACAGCUAACGAACUAGCUAGCUUGUGGAUGUGUGUACAACUCAUGGAUGUAUAAUAAGAACUACUUAUUAUAUACUGGACCCCAAGAGGGCGCCUGUUCAUUCCUCAGAGAAUUGCUCACAAUUGGUGCAUACGGCAAAACGUUUUUUCCAUCUUCUCAGCUAGAGGAAAGUUUCACAGAUAUAAAACCGCCAUUGAUCAAAGAAUUAUAAUAGAAAGAAUCAUAAUUGACCUUGUUUGCAUUUCGAGUUGUGAACAGUUUUACAGACGUCUAUUUUACAAUCGUAGUCUAUGGGGAAAAUGUUUUUUUUGCCACCGUAUCCAGGUCUUAUUGUACAGCCAUGGUACGGUACAACUGCAACAACGAAUGAAGGCUUGCCGCUUUACCACUUCUUGUUGUGACACAGUGCUAAGAGCUUUAUAGGCAUGUCUUCAAAAAACACAUCAUCUGCUGGGCUUUCAAAGCUAAAAUAAAUUGAAUUUGACUGAUCUGAAUGUAAUCACUAACACUAAAAUCUCCAAUGUAAAAAAUGAUAGGCGAAAACUGUGGCGAGCACAUAUCCACGACGCCUGCUUUCUUCGCUUAAUGGUUGCAGAAAAAAAGAAACUCGCUUUGCAAUCAGGGCAUUACUGAUACCGCCAACACUGACAGCCGCUGCUUCAUCCACCCACCACCACCACCACCUAUAUGCCCCGUAGCACAUGCAAACAGUCUAAUACUCGCUGCUGCUGACUGGUGCAGCUGGGUGAGGGUGCAGGGUUCCUGAAGCUAGCGGGGGAUUUCACAUCCUAGCGUGCCCAGUCAUCGUGCCGGUCGGCCUUGCCAGACUUCGUUAGUUGAAACGGUGAAAACAUUUCCCCUUCGAGAGGGUUUAUGGUGCAGCUUCGAACAAUCGAUACCAAAAACCUCCAGCGUGGAACUGCCCUUUAGCCACGGGCAGAGUCUCCUCGGUCAGGAGAGAUCAGCAGGAGACCGCCUCCAUAUGAGGCCUCUGUAUCCAGCGGCAGCUUUCUCUACUAACUCUCUGUUUCUGCUAAAUAUGACGUUAAGCAACCCACACAUUUGAGAUGAACCCAGUGUUUCACUUUUCAUUUCAUUGUUAGGUUUCUGUUACAAAAGCUAUAUCGAUGGUUGUUUUCUUCAGCUUGGAUGAUGCAAAGUCAUGCUAAAAUGUUGAGACAUGCAAUGGGAUGUAAAAGGAGCCCUCCUAAUACAGGAAGUACAAUCAUAGAGGGAUGGGGAUCGUAGCACUUUUGUGAGGCUUUUGAUGGCAUGAAUGUGUAUAUGUGUGUAUGUACUGUAUGUGUCCCCAUUAGGCAUACUGUGAGGGAAACAGUGAUUCAGCAAAAUGGUUGAUAACAGAUUUUUUAACUGCUGAACAUGUGUGGGAGAAAUGUUGGUUGAAACAUUAGCUGUUUGAAAGUGCUUUUAAUCUAACGGCUGACAAUGUGUUCAUUAGGUUUUUAUUCAGACCCUUCAUUUGUUCGUUCAUUCAUUCAUUCAUUCAUACAUACAAGUCAUCUUGGAGCUCGAUGACUUUAGUAAAAGAGGCGAACACUCACUUCGUAGCAUGCUUAAAUCAGACUGAUCUCUGAUGGAUUAGUUUAAAUGACUGAAAUGAUGUUUUCUAGGGGACACUUAUGGCUCAUUAUUUUCUGUUUAUUUUUUAAAUCUCAGAAUUUAUCAGUAUUUAUUCUAAUUAUUGAAAGUGACCAGUGAAAAAAAAACAAUAAUCCAAAUAUCUGGAUGUAAAUCAGAGCUUAAAAAUACCAUCAGCACAAAAACUCUAGUUUAACCAAUUGAUCUGAAUCUUUAAAAAAAAAUACAAUAUUUAUAUGUGAAAACCAAUAAACAACGAAAAAUGAGCCUUAAGUGCACUAUAAAAGGAUUGCGUCACUUUCAGCACAUUUCUGUGUUUUUAGGGAUAACACAUUGAACAAUUGUGCCCCAAACUACCCAGACAUACCAAGUAGUUGAAGACUUUAUAAACCAUUUUAGCGUACAUUUUAAAAUAGUGCUGGCCAGCAUGCAACAAAUACAACUCAUAGUUUCUUCUCCUCUUUAAUUAAAAUCCCUCUUGACAUCCGACAGAUCUCAAAGUCACUUCAGAUACAAUUUGGUUCCCUUCGUGUUGAAGCAGGUUUUUCUGUCACAGUGUCGCUCCGGGUCUCCUGUCGUCUCUCAGGCUCCUCCAGGCCGGCUAGCAGCCGUCCCACAGCUCUGAUUAGCAUUAGCACUCCCGGGUCCUCCUCUCUAGUUGCAGAUCAGCUAAUGAGAUAGCUCUGGGUCACAGGGAAACUGAGUGGUCUGGAGACGAAAAAAAAAAAAACAACAGGGACCUUGAGCCGGACCUAUUCCAGCGCUCCGUACCCAGUGGACAGAUUUGAUGUGGAACAAACAGAAGAUCCCGCUAGCGUGGAGAAAUGCCAGGAGACAGCGAGAUAUUUGUCAGAGAGACUAAACUGUAAGGGAUUUUAAAAAAAUCAUUUACCCACAUGAAUAUCCAAAUCAUUAAAUCAGCCCUUACAUAUUAUCUCAUGGAUUAUAGAUAAAAUUAAUUACCAUUUAUCUGCAAAGGCCCUACAGAUUAAUCCACUGUGUCCCCAAACCCUCCCUCUUCCUCCACAGUUAAAGUGCCAUUCUUGUUUCCCUCCAUCCCUCCAUCCUCUCCAUCCUCACCCCAUCUCUCCCUCUCUGUCCACAGCAGUUGUCCAUGCACUAUCAGCCGCAGGAGUGCUGAAUGCACACUUUACACGUUUUGCCCAAAGAUUUGCAUAUUUGCAAGUUAACUGCUGUGAAUGUAAUAGAUGUAGAGGAAAAGAGCCGGGAGGCAGAGACGCAGAAAAAAGGAGUGUUGGGAUGGAAGGUGGAAGGAGAGGGAUUGUUUUUCUUACAUGAUCGUCCCAUUAAAUCUUAAUUACCGGUACGCUCCGACUCUUCAUGCUUCAUAACAUUCUCAGUCUCUUGUCUACUGUCAGCUGGAGCCAAACUCAUUGCUCACAAAUGUAAAAUAAUGUUCUCAUGGUUUUAUAGGCAGGAGUGAAGAAGCUUUAGUUUUAAGUUAGCUUCUGAGCACACCGCAAAUAGAGUAAUGUGACAUUUCAAAGUCACAGGUGGGACUGGAGUCUUUGGAAAUGACUAUGGAAACCAAUGGUUACCAUUCCCAUACAUCAAAUGGUUGAAGUUCAGUGGAAAUCUAGAGGAGAGGUUCUACCCUUUGAGAUUUUCUAAAGGUGCUUUCACACUGGAAGGUUAGUCCUAAUCUGGGAGUAGUUUGCCUAAAAAAGAAAUUUCAAAUUAAGGUGCAGAAGAAACUGCACCCGAGUCCACCUGAAUGCGGUCGUCUGAAAUUAGUACUAGACAAACUGUAGUACAGUUCAUGUGCAGUCAGAAAGCACUUACCCCCCAAAGAAAAAGCUUGUGCACGUCAUGAGAAAGUUAUUAUUGGCAUUCUCGCAGAAUUCGGAACCAAACCAACAAAACCCAGUGUGAAAACAGCCUUUCGACAUCGUCUUUGACCACAGCCAGUUGUUUGGACACAGUCCUUUGAGUGACCGGGCUUCAGUUUCCACAGUUUUCUACCAUAUCACCCUGAAGAAGGAUUGUCACUUCUGGCAGCUUUUGUAAAUAGCGUGAGAUCUUAACACACGGACCGCUCCGUGUGAAAUUAACCGUAUGUGGAGACGGCACCGUCUCCGACAUUUCAGCGUUUCUAUAGACCUGCUUUAGUUCACGCAAACAUUGCACUACAUGAUCAUACUUAGCUAUCGCACUCUCCAUGUGCACGCACUGCUAGCUUAGUCUGUUGGAGCACUCUGUCAAAUAUCCACUUAACAUUCGUUACACGUCCAGGAUGCACCAAGAGCCCACUCGCGACAGAUCAGAGUGACAUUAUCGACUUAAACCUCCGGUGAAAUUGCCUUUUUCAUCACCGUUAUUCUGGGGGGAGUAUGUUGUACUUUACAAACAUUCAGUCAUGCUGCGACUUGGUUGGACUUUUCUUGGUAUCAGUGGCAUCCCGGAGUGACUCUGUCUGUCUGUAACUACUGUGUUUGUCCAUGCUUGAUGUGUCAGUAUAUAAGAGAUUCACAGAUCUUUACCCCCUCUCCUUGUGUCUGUAUAUUUCACCUCACCCACACCAAAACCCUCUUCACCACAACCACAAGCAGUCAGAGCCCCCUGGGGCGCAACACGCUCAUAGUCUUCAGAUAUCCAGCUGUACUUGGGAAGGGUUCUCAAGAGCUAUGCAGCUUGGGAGCUCCUAGCAGUUCUUUGGUGAAACUGCAAUAAGUUCUCCACCUUACCAGCUAAAUGUCCAUUCGGUAGGUACAGUUUAAGUCUAGUCGACCCAUCCUAAUGGGUGCUGUCCCAUCUCUAUCAGUUCAUCUGCUCAGUUGGACCCUAAUGCCUGAUGCAUUCUUGUAGGAUACUUACAGCUUGGGAACUACUUUUUGGUGUUUGGCCAGUUGUUUGGCCCCUCUAAGUAUGUGUGCAAAAAGGAUUGGUAUCAAAAAAUGUUCUGUUUCUCUCUGGUACAUAGCUCUGUCAAAUAGUACAGUACAGUAUCGUAUCUGAGGAAAUUGACAAACUUAGUAAUGGAAUUUGGCUUUACUUUUUUUGCUGAUGAACUCGUUUUAAUUCCUGUGCAAACAGAACGAGCCUUACUUAAACUCUCACAGGAUCAAAAAUCUGCUGCCUUGGGAAAUAUUUUAUUUCUGUCACAUAUUUUCUUCCUCAACAAGUCUGGAUAUUAUUAUUAUUAUAAAUAUUCAGACAUGUGUUGCUGACUAACCAUCUGCCCGCCCUGCUACAAGUUAAAAAAUGUUCUAGGGUGAAACAAGAAUAAUAAUCCCCUUUAUUGAAAGCUACGAUACAUGUCCACCAAGGCACAUGGACCUUUUAUACAGAUGUAGAAAGAUUAAUUUGUAUUGUAUUGGUACCCAUUUAUGGGAUAAACAAUUACUUCCCAACAGAUAAUAGGUACAGCAAAUAUGUUGUAUACCAUUAAGUCAUGUUGACAGGUAUGUAGGAUCAAAAGUCAUGACUGGGUAGAAACCAAAGAAUUCCUCAGAACUUGUUGGUCCUCAGACAUUCAUAAGUGAUCGACUUUCUACAGGAUUCUUUAGUUCCUACCUAAAUUUCCUGGAUUUUUUAUACUUAUUUUCAUACUUUUGCCCAUCGUUACUGUUGGUUAUGAUGACAACAUGUUGCGAGCUCACCAGCUGCUUUUCAGAGACACAAUGGAGAAGACACAAGACACCUUUAUAUGUCCUUCAGGUUCAAGUGCCAAACAAACAUUUUAGCAAAUUUUGGAUAAACUUCAGGUUUUAGAAAUGUGCAUGACGCUCAUCAAGCUUGCCCAAGUGGAUUUUGUUGCAAUUCCAAAUUUCCGAAGUCUCUGCAAUGCAUCUGGUGAAUACUAUAGUCAAACUCACGAAAACCCCAAAAUAAAACCCACACUAACGACAGAAAUUUGGCGGAGAGACAGAAAUGAUUUUGGUGCCAAUCCUUGUGCCACAUAUUGAGGGGGGGCAGAAUGACCAAUCCAGUGUCAUAAUUUAGGGAAAGCUGUGUUUUAGCACCUUUAUAUCAUCACAGUGAUCUCAAACCAUAACUGUUAAGGGAUCACAGCUAUAUGUUUCCUGGGAUGAGUCGACAUGUAGAGAAAAGAGAAGACAGCAGGUGUGUUUUUAUCAUCACAACAUCCCUCUCAGCCGUCCUGCAGGGGCUCUGUUACUCUGAUACCUUUCAUAUCAACCUUUGAUCCAUAAACCUUCACUCCACACCCGCCUUCCUCUCCUCUGUUGACUUUUUUUAUUCUUUAUUUUACGUUCUCUUGUUUUACUUACAAUUUUUUGCUGUACAAAGUGUUUAAAAUAUUAUUUGUAUUAUAUGAUGUUAGUAUGGUAAUGUUCUUUAUUAAGGAAGAAGAAAAUUUAUUUUUGUUACUGGUCUGUUUCAUAAUUCUUUUCUAAAUUGGUAUUGUAAGAUAUCUAUGCAAGAACUGUUAAGUGGAGCAUUUUUAUUUAAGAAUGUAAUAUGUGUAAUAAAUGGUAGAAUCUG
Messenger RNA from Sebastes umbrosus (honeycomb rockfish), 10606 nucleotides. RefSeq names its product Kruppel-like factor 7b (gene klf7b). Gene Ontology annotation, molecular function: DNA-binding transcription factor activity, RNA polymerase II-specific; RNA polymerase II cis-regulatory region sequence-specific DNA binding. Gene Ontology annotation, biological process: regulation of transcription by RNA polymerase II. Lineage: Eukaryota; Metazoa; Chordata; Actinopteri; Perciformes; Sebastidae. The record is from RefSeq and is a predicted model, not a curated record. The transcript is spliced from 4 exons. Bases 594 to 1514 code for a protein of 306 amino acids.